CACUCGCAUGACAGAGGUGGAGUGGGUCAGAAAGAGAGUGGGCCAUUUCUGCAAGGAAGAGGAGUGAAAACAGAGGUUUUGCACCAAACUUAAAAGUCCUGCACAGUGUGUGAAGAAAUCACAGACACACUGGGACUUUCUGUAUUUCCUCAGGAUAAGAGCAGAGGAUAAGAAGGCCUGUUUUCAGCUGCUCACUGGAGAUCACUUUGGACAGAAUGACUUCCACUCUGGAGAAAUCCAAAAACUUUUGCAUUGAUGCGCUGCUGGCGCACGACGUGGAGCAGAGGACGGAGAGCGACGGUGCGUGUUACACCAAGAGCCCCGGGGACAGUCCGGUGUCAAACCGCUGCUCUGAGACACCCUCCCCUCAUCCGAACCCACCAAACUCCUCUCCAGCUCCUCUGGGAGUCUUGCCCAAAUCCCACCUCUACAACAACUUACCCCAGUCAGGAUUCGCUGCUCUGCACCACGGGGGUCUCAUCGGGAUGCACCCGGGCUCUGUGUACCCCCUGGCGGCCCUGGGAGGCCAGCACCCCGCCAUCAUCUAUCCCGGUUUUACGCAGAUGUUCCAGUCGUACCCGGAGCAUCUGAAGGCGGGUGUAAUGUCAGGAACUGUCCCCCUGGAGCCAUGGAUCAGAGCCGGCUUCAUGAUACCUAGAUUUGGAGAAUAUGGAGCUCCAGCCCAGGCAGGUUUGUUGGGGAAGUGUAGAAGGCCGAGGACAGCUUUCACCAGUCAGCAGCUCCUUGAACUAGAAAACCAGUUCAAGCUCAACAAGUACCUGUCCAGGCCUAAACGCUUCGAGGUGGCCACUUCACUCAUGCUGACCGAGACUCAAGUUAAAAUCUGGUUCCAGAACAGGCGCAUGAAAUGGAAGAGGAGCCGCAAAGCCAAGGAUCAAGCAGCCCUCACUUCAUUGAGUGGUGCAGAAAGAGAUGAAAUGGAUACACAUAGUGCCAAGUCUCAGGGUGAUUCACACAGCUCAAGCCUAGAAGAUGAGGAGGAGGUUGAUGAGGAGGUUGAGGAUGAAAACGAGGAGACAGAAGUGCUGAGGGCAAGUUCUUUAGGCUCUGUAGGCUGCACCAGGCUUGACAUAGGAGGAAUAGGGAACUACAGCACUUAUUCAGAGGAGCAACGGGAGGAAGGAAACCCAAGAACAAGAAGUGGGGUUUUCCCUGGGUUAUAA
Molecule: messenger RNA, 1184 nt
Organism: Solea senegalensis (Senegalese sole)
Lineage: Eukaryota; Metazoa; Chordata; Actinopteri; Pleuronectiformes; Soleidae
Product: motor neuron and pancreas homeobox protein 1-like
Exons: 3
Coding region: 216-1184 (322 amino acids)
Biological process (GO): regulation of DNA-templated transcription; neuron projection morphogenesis; central nervous system development
Cellular component (GO): nucleus
Molecular function (GO): sequence-specific double-stranded DNA binding; DNA-binding transcription factor activity, RNA polymerase II-specific
Source: RefSeq, a predicted model, not a curated record